Molecule: messenger RNA, 657 nt
Organism: Elephantulus edwardii (Cape elephant shrew)
Lineage: Eukaryota; Metazoa; Chordata; Mammalia; Macroscelidea; Macroscelididae
Product: voltage-dependent calcium channel gamma-like subunit-like
Exons: 3
Coding region: 1-657 (218 amino acids)
Cellular component (GO): membrane
Molecular function (GO): calcium channel activity; voltage-gated monoatomic ion channel activity
Source: RefSeq, a predicted model, not a curated record
AUGAUGGCCAUCGCAAGGGCAGUAGGUAGUGACCUGCUACAAACAGGUUUUGGCAGGGACAAGCUGGACUGGAGGGCCCAGAGGCUGCUAGGUCCAAGAAGGGCUGCUCACAGGUCCUUCUUUGAGUCCUUUGUCCACCUGAUCAUUGUGUGUGCUGCUCUGGCUGUGGUCCUCUCUUCAGUCUCCAUCUGUGAUGGCUACUGGCUCCUGCUUGAGGAUCACGUCUUUGGCCUCUGGCACUUCUGCACCAUUGCCAAACAGAGUGAGCCACACUGUGUCUGGGACCGCAGUCAAGCCUGCGUGCCUGGGCUGGCUGCAGGAAUGAUACUGGCCCGAAGAAUGGUCACCUUGGCCAUGGUGGUAGCCAUUUUUGGCCCGGGGCUCCUCAUGGUAUCCCAGAUGUUUGAGGACUUCUGCUUACAGUGCAAAUGUACCAUGGGCUCUGUACUCCUCAUUUCUUUCAUCCUUUCCUCCGGGGGACUUCUGAUCUUCAUGAUUGCCCUUAGGAACCAGGUCAUGCUCCAGGACUUCACCUUGAUCUUCUGGUGUGAGUUCACUGUCUCCUUCCUCUUCUUCCUCAGUGCCCACAGUGGCCUUCAUAUCAGUAGCAUCACACAUCCCUGGGACCAUCCAAGGAAAUUUCAGACCUCUCUCUGA